UUCACUCUUCCUCUGCUUAUGUGUAGGUGACACAAGCUGCCAGUGCCAAUAGUAGUCAGAGGAGGAGUGCCCCCCUGGUCUGUGUACGUUUUGAUAGUCUGUUUUAGGGUUUAUUUGUUUUUCCUUUUGAAGAACGACACAAAGCAAGGGAGGUAGUCCGGAAGUAAAUAAAAGUCGAGGCAAUAGAAUGACCGUAUGCAAGAAAACUGUUAGUCUAUGAUGCAAGCACAUACCAGGGUAACAUGGAAAAAUGGAAUCAAGAAACACAGGACAUGUUUGUCUGUCCUUUGUGCCAAGGUGGUGGACACUUCCAGGAAAUUAACCUUGUUUUGAGUGGUUGACGAUCGACAAGUGUGGGUUUUCGGCUUGUGUGGGGUGUAUCUUGGUUUGGUUUAGGUUGUAGAAUUUUGGGACAGUUGAGCCCAGAACACAUCAGUAAUGUUCAAUUGUGUCAUUGAGUGUUUCGGCCUUUCAACACUAUACACCCUCACCAAGGGUGGCCAGCUGCGGGAUGAUCAGCCCUCUGCUUGUGUGCCGUGCCCAACUGCCUCGAAAUUGACAACAUUGAGACUGGUUAACAGGUGGGGAUUCUCAAGUGGGUUAUGCUGACAUAUUUGGAGCCCAGCAUGGGUCAUUCCGCUUGAUCCAAAUCCACUGGCUGCUUCUUUCAGCUGCCUCUGAGAUUGCCAUGAUGGUCUGCCGCAGAGCCGGACCGUGACUUCCCAGCUCUUUCGAAGAAGCCACAAAUCCUCUGCAUUCCACUUCCACUGGACAGUUUGUUUUUGUGUUCUAGCUGUGCUGCUUUGCUUCUGCUGCAAGCUCUGCAUAGCUUCUUAUAAAUAAAUAAACGUGGGCCGAUGGGAGUAUGUUAGCAACAAUAGUUGACUACAUGCGAUUUAAUAUUUAUCCGUGUACACAGCAAUAAUCAACUCUUCCAUUAGUCUGUGGAUUUUUUGAUGCAAUAAAGUUCAAAGUAAUUUUUGUGUGUGCAGAAAAUCCAAUCGUAACAACAAUGGGUGUUCUCAGGUAAUGUGGCUCCGAAUGAGUGCCGCUCGCUUGCCACUGUUGUGACACCUGACUGACGCUUGCCACAUGCUUGCCACUGCCUAUAGUCGCACUCGCUGUCUCAUACUUGUUCAUGCCGGGAUAGCUAAAUCAGGAAACAUGCUGUGACCCGCCUUACUCUGUCUCUGAUUGGCUAUUGCUUGUUACCUUCUUUACUUGAAUUGGUUAGGUUUAGACAUGUAUCACGGGGAGCCAGUGACAGGCAGAGCAGGGCGGGCUAUUGUUAACAUGGCCGGAAGCUGAUGUAUGUUGUAGUUAGUUGUGACGUCUCUCAAUCCAAGGAAGUGCUUGGAAUUGUGUAACUGUAUAUGGGACAGCACUUUGCGGCAACAUAUCACGUUACCUUGAUAAAACUAAAACCAUUUACUUUUAUCACGUGCCUCAAAGUCAGUGAUUGGGUGAGUGUUGACAUUGGUAUGGAGUAUGUGUCAUACCACAUAGCUCAAGACCGUUUCCCUACCUUCAUUUAAUGUGUUCUUUGUUUCUCUCUUCGCAGACUGCAGCCAUGUCUGUCAACGUUCAAAUCAACAGCCCUAAUGUGAAGUACACAGAUACACACAUUGUGUCUCAGUAUCCCUACGAGACCACAUCAGUUCACAGAGAUGGGAACAAAAUAACAGUGACCCCCCGCACCACCGAGAUGACAUUUCGCACAGAGAGAAAUGUGCCCAAGCUGGGUGUGAUGCUGGUGGGCUGGGGAGGCAACAACGGGACCACAGUGACGGCAGCUGUACUGGCCAACAAGCUGGAUCUCACCUGGACAACCAAGACUGGAGUGAAGAAAGCAAACUACUUUGGCUCCCUCCUGCAGGCGUCUACUGCUUGUCUGGGUUCAGGACCCGAGGGCGAGGUCAAUGUGCCCAUCUGUGACCUCCUACCCAUGGUGCACCCCAAUGACAUAGUCUUUGACGGCUGGGAUAUCUCUUCAAUGGAUCUUGGCAGAGCGAUGGAGAGAGCUCAGGUGCUCGAGUGGUCGUUGCAAGAGCAGCUGCGGCCACAGUUGAGCCGCAUGAAACCCAGACCGUCCAUCUACAUCCCAGAAUUCAUCGCUGCAAACCAAGAGAGUCGGGCGGACAACGUCCUCACUGGAAGCAUGGCGGAGCAGGUGAAGCACAUAAGAGCUGACAUAAGGGGCUUCCAUCAGUCGAGUGGUGUGGACAAAGUCAUUGUUCUGUGGACCGCCAACACCGAGCGCUUCUCUGAUAUCAUACCAGGGGUCAAUGACAAGGCAAAGAACCUGCUUGCUGCAAUCCAGGAUGGAGCAGCAGAGGUCUCUCCCUCCACUCUGUUUGCAGUGGCCAGCAUACUGGAGGGUUGUGCCUUCAUCAACGGUUCUCCGCAGAACACCUUUGUACCGGGGGCCGUAGAGCUGGCCGUGCAGCAUGGGGUGUUCAUCGGAGGAGAUGACUUCAAAUCCGGUCAGACCAAGAUUAAGUCGGUGCUGGUGGACUUCCUGGUCAGCUCGGGUAUCAAGCCGACCGCCAUCGUCAGCUACAAUCAUCUUGGCAACAACGAUGGGAAGAACCUGUCGGCUCCUCAGCAGUUUAGCUCUAAAGAGAUCUCCAAGAGCAACGUGGUGGAUGACAUGGUCAAGUCAAACUCCAUAUUGUACCAGCCUGGAGAAAAACCUGACCACUGUGUCGUGAUUAAGUAUGUUCCGUGUUUGGGAGACAGCAAGCGGGCCAUGGAUGAAUACACUUCUGAAAUCAUGAUGGGAGGGACCAAUACUAUCGCUCUGCACAACACCUGUGAGGACUCUCUGCUAGCCACCCCAAUCAUCCUGGACCUGGUGAUCCUGACAGAGCUUUGUCAGCGCAUUGCUAUCCGACCCCAGGGGGAGGAGGACUUCCAGUCCUUCCACAGUGUCUUAGCACUGCUCUCCUUCCUCUGCAAGGCCCCCCUGGUCCCACCUGGGGCACCGGUCAUCAAUGCCUUCUUCCGCCAGAGGGCCUGCAUAGAAAACGUCAUGAGAGCGUGCCUCGGCCUUCCUCCUCAGAGCCAUAUGCUGCUGGAGCACAAGCUGCAGAGAGACUUCCUGCCUCCACAUCCAACCUACGUCGAUGGCAGUGGGGCUGCUUUGAAAAUGAGUUCCCUCACCAACGGGAGCCAUAUACCUUUAACAAAUGGCAUCCAUGUCGACGAUGCAACUUAUGCAUUAUGAUUGAAACGCAACACAACAGCCCAAGGUGGAACUUUAACUUUACGCAACAGUAAACUUGAUACCUGAAAGAUCUCAUUAAUCUAUCAUUGGAAAAAAAAAACACUGUUUUGCAGAGUAAAUUUAACAUUUAAAAAUCAUAGGAGUUCAGUAAGUCUUGUCCUAUUAAAAAAAGAGUGUGAUGCUUCAACACUUGCAUAUCAUACAUGUCGUUGGCCUCUUUAGUUACUGAGCAUCAACAGAGGUCCAUAAACUACACUAAUCUCCACAAAGCGUAGCGUUGGUCAAAGCAGGCAAUUUUCAAAUGUUUUUUUAUAUCUAGAAUCAGCCAUGUAUUGAAUUUAAAUAAGUUCAAUCUUGUUUUUGUGCUAGUAUUGUUAUUCAACUAGUCUUUUGUGAGCAAUGCACAUGUAAAACACUGUUGUACAGUUACUGGAAAUAGGUCAAUAUUAAAUAAGCACAUGUGGUGCAGCUGUAUUUAACUGUUAAAUGCUUUGUUUGUUGUUUGAUGAAUGAGUGGUAGGUAUCUUCUUCACAUUAGUUGUGUUAUUGUUUAUCACUGCCUUGUGUUUUGGUUUGAGGCUGAAAGAGAAAAUGGGGAUGAAGACUUCAUAGUAACCUGGGUUUUGAAUAUACAAUAAACCUUGUUUGGACCGAACAUAUA
This is a messenger RNA of Anarrhichthys ocellatus (wolf-eel), 3887 nucleotides long. Its product is annotated as inositol-3-phosphate synthase 1-A. The record is from RefSeq and is a predicted model, not a curated record. The transcript is spliced from 10 exons. Bases 1535 to 3226 code for a protein of 563 amino acids. Gene Ontology annotation, molecular function: inositol-3-phosphate synthase activity. NCBI's taxonomy places the organism in Eukaryota, Metazoa, Chordata, Actinopteri, Perciformes, Anarhichadidae. Gene Ontology annotation, biological process: phospholipid biosynthetic process; inositol biosynthetic process.